AACAUUCGCCCUCCUCCUACCAGCGCGCGGGCGGCGGCGGCGGCGGCACCGGGGUCACGAACUCUGACCUUUCACUGACAAAAACAAUAACAAACCCCUCCUUCCCCGCGACCCCGGCGGUGCCUCCGGGCCCGCCCUCGCCGCCCCGCUCCCACCUGGGCGUCUCGUCUCUCUCCCGCUGACCUGCGAGCCCGCGGCCCGGGGCUCCCGCCAUCCGCCGACGCCGGGAAGCCGGCCUCCCCGCGCCCUGCCCUCCGCGCCGGGGGCCGCCCGCCGCAGACACGGGACCUGCUUCGAGGUCGCUUUGGCGCCAAAUCCUGAGGUACCACGUACACAGACUUCUCGGCCGGAAUCUCCAGGGAUGACCAGCCCCUCCCCGCGCAUCCAGAUAAUCUCCACUGAUUCUGCGGUAGCCUCACCUCAGCGCAUUCAGAUCGUGACAGACCAGCAGACAGGACAGAAGAUCCAGAUAGUCACCGCAGUGGACGCCUCCGGAUCCCCCAAGCAGCAGUUCAUCCUGACCAGCCCAGAUGGAGCUGGAACUGGGAAGGUGAUCCUGGCUUCCCCGGAGACCUCCAGUGCCAAGCAGCUCAUAUUCACCACCUCGGACAACCUCGUCCCUGGCAGGAUCCAGAUCGUCACGGACUCUGCUUCUGUGGAGCGUCUUCUGGGGAAGGCCGACGUCCAGCGGCCCCAGGUGGUAGAGUACUGUGUGGUGUGUGGCGACAAAGCCUCAGGCCGUCACUAUGGGGCUGUCAGUUGUGAAGGUUGCAAAGGUUUCUUCAAAAGGAGCGUAAGGAAAAAUCUGACCUACAGCUGCCGGAGCAAUCAAGACUGCAUCAUCAAUAAACACCACCGGAACCGCUGUCAGUUUUGCCGGCUGAAAAAAUGCUUAGAGAUGGGCAUGAAGAUGGAAUCUGUGCAGAGUGAACGGAAGCCCUUUGAUGUGCAGCGGGAGAAACCAAGCAAUUGUGCUGCUUCAACAGAGAAAAUCUAUAUCCGGAAGGACCUGAGAAGUCCUCUGAUAGCCACACCAACAUUUGUGGCAGAUAAAGAUGGAGCAAGACAAACAGGUCUUCUUGAUCCAGGGAUGCUUGUGAACAUCCAGCAGCCUUUGAUACGUGAGGAUGGUACGGUUCUCCUGGCUACAGAUUCCAAGGCUGAAACAAGCCAGGGAGCCCUGGGCACACUGGCAAAUGUAGUAACUUCCCUUGCCAACCUAAGUGAAUCCCUUAACAAUGGUGACACUUCAGAAAUGCAGCCAGAGGACCAGUCUGCAAGUGAGAUUACUCGGGCAUUCGACACCUUAGCUAAAGCACUUAACACCACAGACAGCUCCUCACCUCCAAGCCUGGCGGAUGGGAUAGACGGCAGUGGAGGAGGGAGCAUCCACGUCAUCAGCAGAGACCAGUCCACACCCAUUAUUGAGGUUGAAGGCCCCCUCCUUUCAGACACUCACGUCACAUUUAAGCUCACGAUGCCCAGCCCGAUGCCCGAGUACCUCAACGUGCACUACAUCUGCGAGUCCGCGUCCCGCCUGCUCUUCCUCUCCAUGCACUGGGCCAGGUCCAUCCCGGCCUUUCAGGCACUUGGGCAGGACUGCAACACCAGCCUGGUGCGGGCCUGCUGGAACGAGCUCUUCACCCUCGGCCUGGCCCAGUGCGCCCAGGUCAUGAGCCUCUCCACCAUCCUGGCCGCCAUUGUCAACCACCUGCAGAACAGCAUCCAGGAAGAUAAACUUUCUGGCGAACGGAUAAAGCAAGUCAUGGAGCACAUCUGGAAGCUUCAGGAGUUCUGUAACAGUAUGGCGAAGCUGGAUAUAGACGGCUAUGAGUAUGCAUACCUUAAAGCUAUAGUUCUCUUUAGCCCCGAUCAUCCAGGUUUGACCAGCACAAGCCAGAUUGAAAAAUUCCAAGAAAAGGCACAGAUGGAGCUGCAGGACUAUGUUCAGAAAACCUACUCGGAAGACACCUACCGGUUGGCCCGGAUUCUUGUCCGCCUGCCAGCACUCAGGCUGAUGAGUUCCAACAUAACAGAAGAACUUUUUUUUACUGGUCUCAUCGGCAAUGUUUCAAUAGACAGCAUAAUCCCCUACAUCCUCAAGAUGGAGACAGCAGAGUAUAACGGCCAGAUCACCGGAGCCAGCCUAUAGCGCACACCUCACACCUGCCGAGGAGCACAGGAUCCACCCAGGACCGCUCAAAUACAAAGAAAAUAAGUAGUGGUAUUUUGGUAUGUGCAAAUAUUUCCAGUACCUUAGCUAUUUCCUACCUGGUUUCUUCUUAUGUUAAUCCCAGACAGUAGCAACUAAAAGACUAGUAGGAUCCUUUCCUGCCAUAAGAAAUGUUUUAAUGCCUUUUGAUGAAGCAGCAGAUUUUGGAACAAUCUUUUAACUCAGUUUUUAUUUAGAAAUUCUCAAAGGGCAAAAAACAAAAGCAAAGUUUUAUAAUGUCAGAGACUAGUUAAAGAAAACUAAAAG
This is a messenger RNA of Lipotes vexillifer (Yangtze River dolphin), 2479 nucleotides long. RefSeq names its product nuclear receptor subfamily 2 group C member 2 (gene NR2C2). Gene Ontology annotation, molecular function: DNA-binding transcription factor activity; zinc ion binding; sequence-specific DNA binding. NCBI's taxonomy places the organism in Eukaryota, Metazoa, Chordata, Mammalia, Artiodactyla, Lipotidae. The transcript has 14 exons. Bases 362 to 2152 code for a protein of 596 amino acids. Gene Ontology annotation, biological process: regulation of DNA-templated transcription. The record is from RefSeq and is a predicted model, not a curated record.